Molecule: messenger RNA, 803 nt
Organism: Dendrobium catenatum
Lineage: Eukaryota; Viridiplantae; Streptophyta; Magnoliopsida; Asparagales; Orchidaceae
Product: 22.3 kDa class VI heat shock protein
Exons: 2
Coding region: 67-609 (180 amino acids)
Source: RefSeq, a predicted model, not a curated record
CACCACGAUAUAAAAGAGAAGAUAGAUACUCUCAACAGCUGAGCUUCCUUCCAUUUCCUUGCAGUAAUGUCUCAUAAGACAGCAUUGGAAAUCAGAACAGAUGAUGAUGAUCAAUCUCAAAAAUGGCUUCUUCCACUCAGUGAAGAUGUUUUUAGCUCCUAUCUCAGUCAAGCUGGAGAAAUAGCACAGAAAGUGUUCGGAGAAGGUUCACUGUUCAGUCCACUUCUCUUUGGAAAGUUCUUUGAUCCAGCUGAUGCUUUUCCUCUAUGGGACUUCGAUCCAGAAUUGCUUCUCUCCAGGCUUCACAGUUCCUCAAAGAUCAGUGUUGAUUGGUCUGAAACAGACGACAAGUAUAUCUUCAGAGCUGAACUUCCAGUGGGAGCAAGGAGUGUUGAAGUAGCACUUUCCGGAGAUAAAGAAAAUUUGAUAGAAAUCAGUGGAAUCUGGAAUGUCGGAAAUCCUACAGGAAGAGAUUGGAAGAUCAGAAAAUGGUGGGAAUAUGGAUUUGUUAGGCGUUUAGAGGUAGCAGAUGAUGCUGAUUGCAGAAAGAUGGAAGCUUCCAUCAACAAUGAUAAUACUCUUGAGAUUAUCAUCCCAAAGAGUUUAUAAAUCUGAAAAUGAUCUUCAAAUGCAGGGUGUGGUGGCCAAUAAUCACAAUUUGUAUGAAGACUGAAAGAAUAUUUAAUACAUGUUAUGGUAUAUAUUAAUUUAUUCUGAUUUUGUUGGGAGAAAGAAUAGUUUUGUAAGGCAUAUCAUCAAACAUAUAGAAUACACGAUCAGCUUUCUGUUGAUUCUCAAUUCAA